Molecule: messenger RNA, 966 nt
Organism: Exserohilum turcica Et28A
Lineage: Eukaryota; Fungi; Ascomycota; Dothideomycetes; Pleosporales; Pleosporaceae
Exons: 1
Coding region: 1-753 (250 amino acids)
Biological process (GO): nuclear mRNA surveillance; rRNA catabolic process; poly(A)-dependent snoRNA 3'-end processing
Cellular component (GO): cytoplasmic exosome (RNase complex); nuclear exosome (RNase complex); nucleolus
Source: RefSeq, a predicted model, not a curated record
AUGCCUCUCGACACCAGCACAUACUCGCUCGCGCUCCUGCGCCUCGAUGGCCGCCGCUGGAACGAGCUGCGCCGCAUCCACGCGCAGAUAUCGACGCAAGCCGCGGCGGACGGAUCCUCGUAUCUCGAAAUGGGCAACACCAAGAUUCUAGUCUCGGUCACGGGGCCCGCCGAAGGCAAGCAGAGCGGGCAGCGUGGCGGCAGCGACAAGCUGGCCAAGGUGGAAGUGGAGAUUAAUUUUGCGGGCUUCAGCGGCGUGGACAGGCGGAAGCGGAAGAGCGACAAGAGGACGAGCGAGAUGGAGCAUUGUCUGCGGUCGGCGUUUGAAGGCGUCUUGCUGCUGCAUUUGUACCCGCAUUCGACUAUUACGCUCAAUAUUCACAUCAUCUCGCAGGAUGGAUCGCUGCUGGCGGCGUGCUUGAAUGCGUCUACACUGGCGCUGAUCGAUGCGGGAAUACCCAUGACGGACUACCUUGUCGCAUGCACGGCUGCGUCUUCUGCGUCUGCGUCGGCCGCUGACAAUGCGUCUGCAGACGAUCCGCUACUGGAUCUGAAUAACCAGGAAGAAUUGGAGUUGCCGUUUUUGACUGUGGCGACAUUGGGGGAGAGCGAUGCUGUGGCUGUGUGUGUAAUGGAGAGCAGGGUGAGGAUGGAGCGGUUAGAGGGAAUGCUGGCGGUGGGUAUUGAAGGCUGCAAGAGGAUGCGUGGUAUACUGGAUGGAGUGGUAAAGGGUUAUGGAAAGCGAUUUGGAUGAGAGGGGUAUGUGAUAUCAUUACGACUCAACACGCAUCAGGUGCCGCAGGCCACACUGUGCACUCAGGAUGGAACGCUGGCGGGAGACUGCAGCGGCCAUGAACCAUACAACCACAGCGGUCGGUGCAGGGGGAGGAUAGGCUGUGCCUGGGUUCUCACACGAUUGCUCGACGAUAGAGUGUCAAGGAAUGAGGCUGAGUCAGGCUAGGAAGAA